Gryllus bimaculatus (two-spotted cricket) is the source of this 4113-nucleotide messenger RNA. The record is from the annotation of a GenBank genome assembly. Lineage: Eukaryota; Metazoa; Arthropoda; Insecta; Orthoptera; Gryllidae.
AAGGGCCGUUGUGUUGCAGACAAGAAGAUGAUCACCUUCCUGGACGACCUGAAUAUGCCGGUGAAGGAGAUCUACGGCGCGCAGCCACCCCUCGAGCUGAUUCGCCAGUGGAUCGGCUACGGCUUCUGGUACGACCGCAAGAAGCAGGUCCGGAAGUACGUCAAGGAAAUGAUCCUAAUGGCGGCGAUGGGCCCCCCUGGCGGAGGGCGCACUGUCAUCACAGACAGACUGAUGACGUGCUUCAACAUCAUCAACAUUACGUUCCCCAGCGAAGGCCAAAUUCUUCGGAUUUUUGGAACAAUGCUAACGCAGCAGUUGGCGGAUUUUGAAAGCGAAGCAAAAUAUGUUGGGCCAAAAAUUACACAAGCUACACUUGAUAUUUACAAUGCUGUUAUAGCAAACAUGCUGCCCACACCUGAUAAGAUACAUUAUUUAUUUAAUCUACGUGAUAUUUCUAAAGUUUUUCAAGGUUUGCUACGUAGCAACAACAAACAACAAUACACGAAGGAGCAGAUGCUCAGAUUGUGGAUCCACGAGUGCUUCCGAGUGUUUUACGACCGCCUGAUCAACGCCAAAGAUCAAGAAUGGUUUCUUGGAGCUUUGAGUGCCCAAUUAGGACUCCAGUUCGAGCUGACGUUUAAUGGCGUAUGCCCAGAAAAAGAAUCACCUGUUUUCGUUGAUUUUAUGAAUCCAUUUGCGAUAUACGAGGACAUUCAAGAUAUACCCAAGUUGCGGCAACAUCUCGAACACCAAAUGGGUGAAUACAACGAAUCCCCUGGCGUCGUUCCCAUCGACUUGGUUUUGUUCAAGGACGCUAUCCUGCACAUCUGUCGAAUAGUGCGGGUGAUAUCGCAGCCGCGAGGGAACAUGCUGGUGGUGGGCAUGGGUGGCAGUGGCAGACAGUCUCUAUCACGGAUAGCUGGUUAUCUCUGCGAGUACAGAAACUUUAGCAUUGAAGUUACCAAAUCGUACCGCGUCCAAGAAUUUAAAGAUGAUCUAAAAGAUUUAUACAAUAAAGCAGGCGUUGAAUUGAAACCUAUGGCCUUCAUUUUUAGUGACACUCAGGUUACAGAAGAAGCUUUCAUGGAAAUUAUAAAUAACAUGUUAAGCAGCGGAGAAGUUCCAAACUUGUACAAACCUGAGGAAUUUGAGGAAAUAAAGAAUAAAUUGAGCAACGCUGUGGCAAAGGCUGGACUCAUGCAAACAACGGAAGCCGUGUUUUCGUUUUUCAUCGAGCGCGUGAGAUCGAAUCUGCACAUUGUUCUCUGUAUGAGUCCCAUUGGAGAAGCAUUCAGGGUUCGCGUUCGACAGUACCCUGGCCUAGUCAACUGCACGACCAUCGACUGGUUCCACGAAUGGCCGGUGGAGGCGCUGCUGGAGGUGGCCGAGAAGUACUUGAUAGACAUCAAUUUCCUGGCGGAAAUCAACGAAUCUGAAGCGACGACGGCUGAAAGGGAAGGAAGACUUGAAUACCAGGAUGCUCAGCGAUUACUUCGAACGUCCGUUGCAAAGAUUUUCGCUACAGUCCAUCACUCUGUAUCGGACUGUUCAAAUGAGAUGCGUAGGCAGAUGAAAAGGCAUAACUAUGUAACUCCUGUGAACUACUUGGAGUUGGUGGUGGGAUACAAAAGUAUGCUCGCAGAAAAGAGACAUUCGGUCAAGUUGUCCGCAGACAAACUUCGCAAUGGUCUAUUUAAAAUCGAUGAAACGAGAGCAAAAGUGCAAGUCAUGUCAGUGGAAUUGUUGGAUGCUCAGAAGCAAGUUGCUGAAUUCCAACAGCAGUGUGAUGAUGUGCUCGUGAAAAUUACGCAACAGAAGCACGAGGCUGAUGUGACCCAGAAAGAAGUAUCUGCAAGUAAGAUAAAAAUCUUAGAAGAAGAAGCGGUGUGUAAGAAGCUGGCUGCCGUUGCUCAGGCAGAUUUAGACCAGGCGAUGCCCGCGCUUGAAGAGGCCAUGCGGGCGCUGGACUCGCUGAACAAGCGCGACAUGACGGAGGUGAAGUCGUACGGGCGGCCGCCGCCCAAGGUGGAGAUGGUGAUGGAGGCCGUGAUGAUCCUGAAGCAGGCCGACCCCACGUGGGCCGAGGCCAAGCGCCAGCUGGGGCAGACCAACUUCCUCGACCAGCUUCGAGAAUUUGAUAAAGAUAACAUUUCGGAAAAAACUCUAAAGAAGAUAGCGGUGUACACUGCCAAUCCGGAGUUCGAACCGGAAAAGGUCGGCAUCGUGACGGCGGCGCUGCGCCUCAAGCAGAAGCUGCUGGCGGAGGCCGAGGCGAAGCUCAAAGAGCUGACGGACCUCUUGGCCAAGCUGGAGAAGGAGUACGAGGAGAAGCAGCUGCAGAAGGAGGAGCUGCGCAAGAAGGCCGAGCUGCUCAUGGCCAAGUUGCAGCGCGCGCGCGCCCUCGUGGACGGGCUGUCGGGCGAGCGCUCGCGCUGGGAGGCCACCAUCCUGUCGCUGGAGGCCGAGUACAGGGGCCUGCCGGGCGACUGCCUCAUGGCCACGGCCUUCCUCUCCUACACCGGGCCCUUCCUCACGCUCUACCGGGAGAAGCUGCUCGCCAAGUGGAAGGCCACCGUGAGCAUCGGCCCUCGUAGAGCGAGCGCUGCCUUGCCGUGUAGAAGCUGCAAUGCAGCGCUAGCUUGGGACGCGAACGGUUUGCAGGUGAACGAGUUCGAGAUCCCGACGACGGAGGAGUUCUCGGCGGCCAAGUUCCUCACGGACCAGACGACGAUCCGCGAGUGGAACAUCCAGGGGCUGCCGUCGGACGACUUCAGCACGGAGAACGGCAUCAUCGUGACGCGCUGCAGUCGCUGGCCGCUGCUCAUCGACCCGCAGUGCCAGGGCAUGAAGUGGAUCAAGAACAUGGAGGCCGACAACGAUCUUGCUGUAAUUGACUUAGGUCAGGCAGACUUCAUGAAAGUUUUGGAACAUUCAAUUCAAUACGGAAAACCAGUUCUAUUACAAAAUAUUUUGGAAGCUUUGGAUCCCUCUUUAACUCCAAUUCUUAAUAAGGCGGUCGUGAAGCAAGGAGGACAGAACUUAAUAAAACUGUCUGAUAAAUUUGUGGAAUAUAACUUUGAUUUUCGCCUGUUUAUCACAACGAAAAUGAGCAAUCCGCAUUAUCCACCGGAAAUAUGCACAAAAACAACUCUUGUAAAUUUUGCGGUCAAAGAACAAGCUGCUGGGAAUUGUUGUGAGGAAAGAGAAGCCUCAGCUGGAGGAGCUCAAGGAGAAACUAGUGCUCAACAUCGCUGCUGGCCGCCGCACUCUGAUGGAAAUGGAGGACCUGCUGCUAAGGGAUAUCGGCCUUGUGCAAAGAGAGCCUCCAUUCUCUUCUUUGUACUCAAUGAUAUGUCUCUUAUUGAUCCAAUGUAUCAGUUUUCAUUAGAUGUGUACAUUGAUCUUUUCGUGCUCUCAAUUGCAAAGAGUAAAAAGUCAGAUGAUUUGGAAGAACGUAUUGGCCUACUUAAUAAUCAUCAUACUUAUGCAGUGUACACGAAUACUUGUCGUGGAUUAUUUGAGCGUCACAAAAUGCUAUUUUCAUUUCACAUGUGCAUUAAAAUAUUGGAAGGAAUGAACAAAGUCAACAAGACUGAAUACAACUUCCUUCUGAAGGGAGGCUGGCUUUCAGACACAGCGUGGGAUAACAUAACUGAGCUCGACAAGAUCGCUGGCUUUCACGGCGUAGUCAACACUUUCGAGGAACAUCCUACUGAAUGGCGUGAAUGGUACAUAGACAAGCAACCUGAAGAGCUUCCUUUAAUUGGUGAAUGGGAAGAUAUCUGCACUGAAUUUCAAAAGAUGUUGUUCGUGCGUUCAUUGCGACCAGAUCGCAUAUCCUUUUGUGUGUCAGCUUUUAUUGUGAAUAAUCUCGGCCAGCCGUUUGUGGAACCGCCUGUUUUAGAUAUAAAAGCGGUCUUUGACGACUCGAAUCCAAAAACGCCGCUAAUCUUCGUUCUUUCGCCAGGAGUAGAUCCAACUGGGAAUUUGUUGCAGCUGGCAGAAACAUUGGGAAUGAGUGAUCGAUUCCAGUCCCUGUCCUUGGGUCAAGGACAAGCUCCAAUCGCAACAAAGUUCGUAUUUGAAAGAUUUGCGUGCUAUGAAAUACAGUAG